Fusarium vanettenii 77-13-4 is the source of this 808-nucleotide messenger RNA. RefSeq lists its product as uncharacterized. NCBI's taxonomy places the organism in Eukaryota, Fungi, Ascomycota, Sordariomycetes, Hypocreales, Nectriaceae. Gene Ontology annotation, cellular component: nucleolus; preribosome, large subunit precursor. Gene Ontology annotation, biological process: ribosomal large subunit biogenesis; intracellular mRNA localization. The record is from RefSeq and is a predicted model, not a curated record. Gene Ontology annotation, molecular function: mRNA binding. The transcript is spliced from 2 exons. Bases 54 to 626 code for a protein of 190 amino acids.
AUCCAGCCUCCAGCCACGCCAAACCAUUCCACGCAUUUCUCCUUGUCGUCGCGAUGGGUGUGGUACGAACAAAAACCAUCAAGAACAAGCACGCGGGCGGCGGCCCCUCGAGCAAGUCCUCCAAGGACAUCGCCCCAAAGUCCAAGAAGCCCAAGGGCACGCCGCCGUCCAAGCAGGUCAAGGACAAGGGUCGCGAGGCGCUCCUCCGGAAGCUCAAGAACCCCAAGAAGCGCACCUACACCGAUGAGCAGCUCGGCAUUCCCACGCUCAACAAGAUCACUCCCGUGGGCGUCGUCAAGCCCAGGGGCAAGAAGAAGGGCAAGGUCUUUGUCGAUGACAGGGAGAGCAUGAGCACGAUCCUGUCCCUCGUCCAGGCGGAGAAGAACGGCCAGAUCGAGUCCAAGAUGAUCAAGGCACGACAGAUGGAGGAGAUCCGCGAGGCGCGCAAGGUUGAGCAGGCGAAGAAGGAGCAGGACAAGAAGAACAAGCUCGAAGAUGCCAAGGACGCCCUCCGAAAGAAGCGAAAGCGCAAGGGCGCCGACGAGGAGGAGAGCCUCAAGGAAUACACCUCUGCAGGCACCAAGGCCGGCAAGGCCAAGACCAAGAAGCGGGUUUCUUUCGCAUAAGGCCGCAGGAAUGAAAGGCAAUGGGGGAAAAUCUGGAGUUGUUGCAUGGCUUGGCGCUAGGAGUUUGAUGGACUGGGGUUUGGUCCCUCUGGUGGUAUUCGUUGAUUUGGUAUAAAGACCCAAGACAGCAUCUAAACCAGGCUGUUACUGCAGGCAUAUUCGGCCAAUUGAGUAAAACGGUC